Molecule: messenger RNA, 1038 nt
Organism: Orbicella faveolata
Lineage: Eukaryota; Metazoa; Cnidaria; Anthozoa; Scleractinia; Merulinidae
Product: kinesin-like protein KIF2A
Biological process (GO): microtubule-based movement; microtubule depolymerization
Cellular component (GO): microtubule
Molecular function (GO): microtubule binding; microtubule motor activity; ATP binding
Source: RefSeq, a predicted model, not a curated record
UUGAACUGGUCGAGAAUUUAGGAUUUUGAGCGGAAAAUCUAAAUACGGAAACGAAUGAAUUACUCAAGGACCCCAGAUCCCUUUACCACAGAUAAUAAAUUUACUUGGGAUUGAACAACGCAGGUCUAAGACCACCAUGGAUAAAUAUAGUAAACUUGUUGUGGGGAUCAAAGUUGACAUCCAACGAACCGACGGCCGUAUCCACUCAUCUAUGAUUAGUGGCGUAAACCUGGACACCAAGAGUGUUACAGUAGAGUGGUAUGAGAAUGGAGAAACCAAAGGGAAAGAGAUUGAAGUCGACCAGAUCUUUGCACUUAAUCCAACUCUUGUAGUUCAGCCAAAACAAAAACCCACUCCAUCAAAUAAAAGGAUAUCUACUACACCAACUAACAAGAAUGCAAGAAAUGAAAAUCACAGUGCUCCUUCACCUAAAGUUCAUCCACCAUCAGCCAAAGUUGAACGUCCCGUGGCACUCAACCUUGCUAAUGAUGAUGAUGGUGACUCACGUGGGGACGCUGCACAAAUAAAGGAGAGCGCAGAGUCUUAUCCAGUGAACAGAAGACGCUCUAAUUGUGUAAAGGAAAUUGAGCGUUUAAAAAAGAAUCGAGAAGAAAGAAGGGCGCAACAACAAGAGCAAAGGGAAAUGAAACUGCGUCUUCAACAAGAAGUGGAUCCUGGAAAUCCAAACUGGGAAUUUAUACAAAUGAUAAGGGAGUAUCAAGCAGAUUUAGAUUUUAAAGGGCUGACAAUGUCGGACCCGGUGAUAGACCACCAGAUUUGUGUAUGUGUCCGUAAACGACCACUGUCCAAGAAAGGUACGUGUUUAUACUUGUCUGUUUAUUAUUGAUCAUUCCAACCUUAUAUCAGAUAGUUCGUUCAAUCCAAGUAUUGCAAUUCCAUAUUUGUUGUUCUUUGUUUUGGUGAUGAGGGCAGCAGCAAAAACCCACUGAUUUUAAUAAGGAUCUUGAGUUAUGUAAUUGCAGUAGAGCGGUUUUCAAUUGAGUGUCGUAAAACCAAAAUCACACUAAUGACUCUAAC